AUGAGUCAGGACAUCGGGUGUUGCUAUGCCUUUGGGAUAAUUGCUUUGUUGCAGUUGCUAACCGGCAAUGUUAUAUCAUCACCAACUCAACAACUUCUAAACAAAGUUUCCGUAAACAUGACCGAUGUUUGUUUGAAUGAACGCGUGGCAAAGGGUAAUGGCCUCGUAUUUUUUGACAUAAAUCGUGCCCAGGUCACGCAUGCGUACGGUCACUCGGGCUACGGUUGUCAACAAGUGAUCCACGAUGCAAAAAGCAAUCUCACAAUUGCUUAUGUUACGAAUGCCAUGAAAUUUGGUAUCUACGACCAGUGCCGCACCUAUAUUCGCCUGCAGCAAGCUGUUUAUGAUGUUGUCGAAAAAAUCCAGAAAGCUUAG
Messenger RNA from Gongylonema pulchrum, 375 nucleotides. NCBI's taxonomy places the organism in Eukaryota, Metazoa, Nematoda, Chromadorea, Rhabditida, Gongylonematidae. The record is from the annotation of a GenBank genome assembly.